Hyla sarda is the source of this 1177-nucleotide messenger RNA. RefSeq names its product protein phosphatase 1 regulatory subunit 17 (gene PPP1R17). The record is from RefSeq and is a predicted model, not a curated record. Lineage: Eukaryota; Metazoa; Chordata; Amphibia; Anura; Hylidae. The coding region runs from base 155 to 601 and encodes 148 amino acids. Gene Ontology annotation, molecular function: protein phosphatase inhibitor activity. Gene Ontology annotation, biological process: regulation of phosphatase activity. The transcript has 5 exons.
GGUCUUAAAUAGAAGGUUUCCAUGGUAACACCUCUUACUGCUAUUUAAAUAGAAGUGGUGAACAGAAGGCAACAUCAGCUGGACCAGGACCUCCAGCUGCACACAGCUCCCGGCCAGCGCUCCUACACUUAAAGAAGGAAAAAAGCUUUCAAUUAUGUCAACAGAAUUUGUGUCGCCACUGGAUCUCACCGAAGACAUAUUGGAUAAGCAGGACCAGCACUGUAAGCUUUUAGACAACCUCUCUGAGCAACUGAUGAGGAACUGUGACCUUCAUAUGAAGGUGAGAAAAGGAAACACUGAUCCUGCUUCCAAGAACAAUGAAGUGGAUCUAAAACAACCUCGAAGAAAAGACACCCCAGCCCUUCACAAGCCACCAUUUAUUCCAGAUUUUUCAGAGCUACUUUUAAAAAGGUUUGAUGAAGUGGAAAGGCAAAAAAAGAGUAUGCAAAUGCCCCCUGUCAUAACCAAAGAUCCAGAGCUGAAGAAACCAAGGAGAAAAGACACCCCUGCCCUAUAUACUGCACCACUGCUUCCAGGUGUUAAGCCCAUGAAAGAAGACAGGGGGGCCAUCAUUGCAGAGAGUGAAGAAAGUGAUGGUUAAAAAAAAAACAUGGAUGAAUAUACAGUGUUUCUGAUGAAGAUUCAUUGAACGAUACUGAACAUAUGGGUUCCAUCCAACUUCUUUAAUAUACUGGAACUUUUUGUACAUUUUUGUAACUGAUUUGUACUUUCUAUGUAUGAUAUAAAUACACAAAUGAGUGUCAUUUAAAAUAUUGUUGUAUCCUAGCAUAUAUCACUGUUGAUAAACUUUAUUAAUGGAGCUGUUUAUAAAAUCUAUUCAUUUGUUUUAGGGGCAAAUUAUUUAGACAGAGUUCUAAAGGGGAAUGAUUGUGCAGGUAGGGGAUCUGUUACCUGAAUUGCUCGAUUGGUGUGUGGAGAUCUACGGUUUUCUUGAUCCCAUCUUAAUAUACAAAGACUUGCAAAAGACCUUCAGAAGUAGCUGUGGUCAAACUUAAGACUAAAGGAAAGACGUGUAGUUUUUCCCUUGUGCUUUUUCAUUACUAGUCAUGUGAUUCUUUGAUCAUUUGACUCAAGCAUUUCUAUUUAAAGAAAUGAGGGGGUGUAGGUGGCUGGAAACACUAGAAAAAAACUUAAAAACCACAUUGCAAUUUUUUCC